Molecule: messenger RNA, 954 nt
Organism: Acaulospora morrowiae
Lineage: Eukaryota; Fungi; Glomeromycota; Glomeromycetes; Diversisporales; Acaulosporaceae
Source: the annotation of a GenBank genome assembly
AUGAAGCUCGCGGGAGAACGAAAAAACCUACCCACAUCACUCAUGAUGAGGUUCGGGAAUAAUAAAAAACGAAAUAAAUGGCCAAAAUAUAACGGCAGGGCUCACGCAGGAAGGGCGGAAAGUGAUUUGAGAGGAAUCUUUGAUGAUGUUGAUGACAUCGAACGUACUCGGCUUCUGAAUUAUUAUUUUCGAUUCACAUGGGUGCGUGGUUUUUCGAGUCCCGUUCACGACAUUUUAAAGGCUGGUGAUUCGAAAGUUUUGGACAUAGGUUGCGGCUCAAAAGAUUUUCUGUUGGAACUUUCUUCCGAAUAUCCGAAAUCGCACUUCUAUAGUGUGGACUGCGCCUCCAAGUACUCGCUGACAGCUCUUCCGCACAACGUAACACUCCAACAAUACGAUCUGUUGGAGGGUUUUCCGUAUGACGACGAGACAUUCGAUUUUGUUAACAUUCGAUUUGUGAAACAUUGCUUUAGUGAAAACGAAUGGAAAACCAUAAUCAUACCAAAUAUCAUGAGGGUCGUCAAGCCGGGCGGAUGGAUUGAGUUCAUGGAUGUUGAUGAAAACGUUUAUAAUACCGGUCCGGAAACGCGAAGAUUCAUGCAGAUAGUUGAAUCUCCAUACGGUCUCGCGAGCAACAACUUUAGCACCAACGACUUUUAUGACCUCAAAAUCGAAUCGCUUCAAGAAAUCAUCCAAUCUGCUCAACCAGAACUCGGUUCAUUAAUUGUCAUAGACAAGUUGAUUCCAUGGCAUCCUACUCAUUCUUCUGUCCAUAAAACUGAUAUACACUUAGCGAACAAAUUACUUAACUCGCUCAAAUUUAAAGUGCAUCUCGAAUAUGGAAUGAAGCUGGAUCAAUUUGACAAAAUGUCGAAUAAGAUAAUCAGCGAGGUCGAAGAGUUUAAAACCUACACCAUGACAUACAGAAUGUUUGCACGAAAACGACAACUGUGA